Messenger RNA from Prosopis cineraria, 2168 nucleotides. Its product is annotated as IN2-2 protein-like. The record is from RefSeq and is a predicted model, not a curated record. Bases 20 to 727 code for a protein of 235 amino acids. Gene Ontology annotation, cellular component: cytoplasm. The transcript has 5 exons. NCBI's taxonomy places the organism in Eukaryota, Viridiplantae, Streptophyta, Magnoliopsida, Fabales, Fabaceae.
AUCAUCUCAGUUGUCAGAAAUGGCGAUAGUGGGUAGGAUCAAGCUGGGUUCACCAGGCUUGGAGGUAUCGGCCCAGGGACUUGGUUGCAUGAGCAUGUCUUCUGGCUAUGGCACUCCUAAACCUGAACCUGACAUGAUCGCUCUCAUCCACCACGCCAUCCAGAGCGGCGUCACAUUUCUCGACACUUCCGAUGUCUACGGCCCACACACGAAUGAAAUUCUUCUCGGAAAGCUAUUGGCUCUGAAGGGAGGUGUGAAGGAGAAGGUUGAAUUGGCCUCCAAAUUCGGAAUCAGCUUUGCCGACGGCAAGGCUGGUAUCCGUGGCGAUCCUGCGUACGUGAGAGCGGCUUGUGAGGCCAGCUUGAAGAGACUGGAGAUCGAUUGCAUUGAUCUCUAUUACCAGCAUCGUGUUGAUACUCGUGUUCCUAUUGAAGUCACGAUCGGGGAACUUAAAAAGCUUGUCGAGGAGGGAAAAAUAAAAUAUAUUGGCUUGUCUGAGGCCUCAGCCUCAACAAUCAGAAGAGCACAUGCUGUUCAUCCUAUAACAGCUGUGCAGUUGGAGUGGUCAUUAUGGACAAGAGAUGUGGAGGACGAAAUAAUUCCAACCUGCAGAGAACUUGGCAUUGGAAUUGUAGCUUAUAGUCCUCUUGGACGAGGAUUCUUUUCUUCAGGAGUGAAGGUGGUUGAAAGCUUUUCAGAGAAUGACUUUCGGAAGGUUGAUCAAUAGAACAAGCUUGUCUCCAUCCAUCUAGUUUAUGCCUUGGAGGCUUGUAGGUAUCAUGUAAGUUCUAUCAACAGGGGGUACUGCCGUCCUGGACAUUGCCUUGAUAUUUGAACUUGCAGGAGAAUAGAAUUAUAUGGCUACAGCCUUUCUUCUAUACUGUCCUUGCUCCUCUCACUAAUUUAUGAGUUCAAUCUCAUGUGUAUGGGUUAAAAGGACUAGAGUUUAAAGAAUCCUUGUAUGCUUCUUCUUUUCUGUUUGAUGGGCUGCAUGUUUUCUAAUUCCUAUGUGCCAUAUUUGUUGCUGACUAGGUUAUUUUUUCGAAGGGGUGGAGGUGGGAAUUUGACGAGCAUUAGUGUCAUGUUUGCGUAGAAAAAAGGUCUUAUGAUAUCAAGUUUACCACUUCAACAUUGUCUUUUCAAACUUAUAAUUUAAAGAAGAUAACUGCUUGACUCGAUUACAAGUUUCCAGCACAAAUAAAUACUAUAAAACUCUACUGAGUCACUUCACUUAACAUUAAAGUUGAUAAUGAAAUUUGAGAUAAGUACUGAGUUACUUGACUUAACAUUAAAGCGUCAUUUUUACUGUUGCUUUGAAACGUUGAUGUCAUGAACUUUGGAGGACAUUCAAGUUUAUAAGUAAUGAAACUUUGUGCAUAAAUAACCUUCAAGGUAGUAAAUAUAUUUGGUUUAUCCUCUUUUGUAUCAUGCAAGCUGGUAAUAAACUAUGAGUUUGAGCAAGUUUACAAUUAUACUCUGUAAUAUGAAAUAUUGAUGAUGAUGGAGAACUGUUGGUAUGUUUGCUUGAGCUGUCACUAAUAAUUGAGAAAUGCCCCCUAAUUAUUUUUCGCUCUUAACCAUUUUUGGUGAGGAAGGGUGAAAAGAAAUUUUAAAAAAGAAGUGAAAGGAAAAUAAAAGUAUUAAGCUGCUUUAAAAUUUAAUGUUUCUUGUUUCUUUCCCAUUGUUAGAGCACAACGGCAUUGUGCAAUUCAUAUAACUAAUCCGAUUUAGUGGGAUAAGGCUUGUUGUUGUUGCAUCUUUCCCAAUUGUCAACAUGUGAGAUGAUUAAUGUGCACUGCAAAUAACAUGUAUUUUAGUUCAAAAUCUCUGGUUAUUAUCAUAUGUUUGACAUGGUACCAAUUUACUCACUUCGUAUCUAUCAUGUAAUAUCUUGCACGUUUGUGUCUAUGCGGCAGUGGAUGCAAUAUAUAAAAACAGACAAUCAGAUUAAAAAUUGUUAAAUGUUAUGAUAUGUAAGACAUGUAAUAACAUGCUACGACAGGCUUGUGCCUUGAGUGUUGCAGCAUCCUUCUGAAGGUUGAGAUAUAAAAUUUGUCAUACCUGACACUUUGCUUCAAUGUAAAUGAUGGACACAAUUCCAUAUCCAUGCUUGAAACAUCCGUUGUUGAUAGAUUGACAUCAAGAUAUAAUCUGCUUCAUGUAUGUAU